Molecule: messenger RNA, 2244 nt
Organism: Talaromyces atroroseus
Lineage: Eukaryota; Fungi; Ascomycota; Eurotiomycetes; Eurotiales; Trichocomaceae
Exons: 18
Coding region: 1-2244 (747 amino acids)
Source: RefSeq, a predicted model, not a curated record
AUGUCAAGUCUCGAGGCAAAUGCUAUAGCCGAAGGCCAUUUCUUGGGUGCUGAAGUGUGUGGAGGAUAUCACGAUUGCGAUGAUGUCUUUGACGAGGCGUUUCUUCACACCGUGGUGUUCAACGGUAACGAGAUAGGAGAAGUGGAAUACGCUGAUGAGGCUCGAGAGUAUCUUCGCCAAUUGGGUAACGAGGAGACACUAUUUGUCUCGUCGCCGGAGUUGCUUCCGGGCCCUUACGCCCUGGUGGGAGGGGAGCUGAGAGAUGUCUGGAAGCUGGUUGACGAUACGAACGGGACAUGCAUGACGACGUUGGAGUCGCAGUCGGACCCUUCCAAGGCCGCGCAGUCUUUCCAAUUAAGGAGCACUAACAAUCAAUUCCUCAGCUUCGCACUCCGGUCGCGUAUCCAAUCGAAAGCACUUUUCACUUCUCCUCUCGCAGGCUUGCGUAUCAUUAUCAAAGACAAUAUCCAUCUCAAAGGAGUCAAGACUUCUCUAGGUAAUCGAGCAUUUUACGACACACACCAUAGAAUCCUCGUGCUGAUCAAUAUUAAUCGCCUGGAGAGUAGCAGCUCCGGAAGUGCAUCGGCUAUUACAGCAUAUGAAUGUCUCGAUAUUGCUAUUGGCACCGACACUUGGGGAAGUGUAACAAGACCUGCACUCUGGUGUGGGUGCUUUGGCCUUCGUCCUAGUCUAGGAAGUGUUUCAGUGCAAGGCGUGGAGCCUUACGUCCAGUCGUGGGAUAUCCCAGGUAUCCUGGCACGAGAUUUGCAGCAAUGUAAGGACUUUGCAAAUGGAUGGUUAAUCAAGGACGUAUUAGAGACCAAUCCCAAGCCAUUUUCUUCCAUCAUAUGGCCUACGGACUUUUGGAGUAUUGUCGAGCCUGAGCAGGUCGAAAUAGCUCGAGACUUCAUGAAAACUGCCGAGUCGACACUGGGGGUACAGUGUGAGCCAGUUUCAUUCGAGGGACUUUGGGAAAAGUCGCCUCCAGCUCAAUCCAAGGGACUUUCGUUACUCGAAUUCAUCCAUCCAGUAAGGAGGUCCAAAUUGAAGCGGUAUUCACUGACUGAAUAUCGAUUAGGCAACGGCUUCCGUGAGAAGUACCUAAAGCAGUUUAAUCGAGCACCGUAUUCAACUCCGCCGAACCAAAGGCUAUGGUCUUUCGGGAAAGUCUUGUCUGGAAAACACGCGAAUGCACUUGUUAUUCUCCCAAUUGAAUCUAUGACCCCACGAUAUCGAGAUCAGCCUCCUGCAUUCAAACGACCGCCCCAAGACGGCAUCAAUACACUUGCCCUUGCGCCGGUCCUCAAGUCCCCUGUUUUGGCUGUUCCAAUCGCCCAGAUUCCCUAUCAUUCAAAAGUUACGGGAUGUGAAGAGAUGCUUCCGUUCGCAGUUGCACUCAUGAGCCCUCCGGAACACUUGCCCGAUGAAAAGGGAAUAUUGGAAGUGAAGAUUAUUCGUGCUCAGAGCUCCUGUUUGACUUUGCACGGAUAUCCUCAUCUUGCCCAAGCUCGGUCGCUCAACGUGUCCAACAAGUCAACAGUCAAAAGUCUACCACAAUCGAAAGAACAAUGUUUUACUUGGGGCGAACGCCACUCUAUGACUCCGAGAAACCCUACAGUAUGCGCUACCAACCGGACGAGGGAAUCCAAGUUCAAUGAGUGCGGGUUUCAAAUUAUCCAACUCAACUCUCAACUGUCGUAUGACGAAUUUUGGGAUAAUGCCAAGGUGAAGCAGAUAUAUAUCGAAGAGGUCAAAGAGGCGUUGAAGAAAGAGCUGGGAGCAAAGUAUGUCCACGUCUUGGACUACGCGGUCAGAGAGCGCGAUGAAUCAUUUCCUGUCUCUACGGGAGAGGAAUACAAAUACGAUCAGCCAACUUCUUUAGCACACAUCGAAGGAGAACGGAUCAUCAAAGUAUUGUUUGGAGAACGCGCCGAGGAAGUCCUGAAAGGUCCUUUGAAUGACUGGCCGCUCGGGCUAUGCGACGCGCGCUCCGUGGAUUUUCAAAACGAUACUAUGCCUGGUGACAUCGUGUUCGAUGAUUUCUACACUGAGAACCUGCAAGUUCUCUACAAUCCCAGUUACAAAUGGUAUUACCUACCGGAUCAGAAUACCUGGGAAGCAUCAAUCUUCAAAAGUGCGGAUAGUUGGGAGGGUGAAGCGGCAGCUUGCAUACACUCUGGGUUUUACAAUCCUAAUGCAAAGGAUGUUGGAGAUAUUUCCCAGGCACGCGCGCAUAUGUUGUAG